Penicillium diatomitis is the source of this 1179-nucleotide messenger RNA. Its product is annotated as cytochrome b5 reductase family protein. The transcript has a single exon. Gene Ontology annotation, molecular function: oxidoreductase activity. The record is from RefSeq and is a predicted model, not a curated record. The coding region runs from base 1 to 1179 and encodes 392 amino acids. NCBI's taxonomy places the organism in Eukaryota, Fungi, Ascomycota, Eurotiomycetes, Eurotiales, Aspergillaceae.
AUGAAAUCGUCAAUACCCGCUUCCUUCCGCUGUAGCUGCAGCAGGUCGACUCUGCAGUCGGUCGGUGGCCGAUCGCGCCGUCAUGCAUCUACCAGCUCCUCCGCAUCCUCCACCGCAAAUGCGCCCACUCCGUCUCGCAAAGCCCGCUGGCUAGCAAUCGCCUUUGUGAGCGUCGCUGCCGCCAGUGGAGGCGCCUACGUUCGAGCCCAAUCUCCCAAGUCUUCAGAGCUCAACCCAGAAACAUUCACCAAAUACUGCCUGGUCUCUAGAGAGCCCGUGUCCCCCUCGAGCAGUCUAUUCACUUUACGUCCCAAGUACCCCAGCGACAGCAACUACGAUAUCUACGAAGAAGCUUGGCGGGCGGGCGUAUGGAGUGUCAUGUUCAAGCAGCCUCAGCUCCAAAUCGGCCGAGAAUAUACACCAUUGCCUACAACAGCAGCGACCGGGCUGUCUGUCGACGAAGAAAACGAAGGGUAUCUGCGAUUCUUCAUUCGCAAGGAUCCCUUUGGAGAGGUGUCGCGGUAUCUACAUACUUUGAAUACAGGGGCCGAUAUCGAAUUGCGCGGACCUAAGAUCGAGUGCGCGAUUCCGGAAGAGACUCGGAAGAUUCUCUUCAUCGCGGGUGGGACAGGAAUUGCGCCUGCGUUGCAGGCGGGUUAUUCAUUGCUGAAUCGGACUACGAGCACGAAUCGACCACAGAUCCAUAUCGUUUGGGCCAGUCGAUUGAGGGCAGAUUGCCUGGGUGGUGUCAGUGACACGCUCAAUGCCACGACACAGGUCUCGGCAAGCGGAUCGUGGUUCUCAGGCUGGUUCGGCUCAUCAUCAAAUGCAGUCCACGACGGCGUGGAUACGAGAGUAUCUUCGCCACAGGAGCCGUCGCUGAUUGUGCGGGAACUCGAAGCGCUCAAGUCACAGUACCCUGGACAAGUGACGGUGGAUUACUAUCUGGAUGAAGAGAAUCGAUUCAUCGGGAAACAGGACCUGGCCCAAUUUAUCAAGCCCGUGGGUGGAGGCGAAGACCAAGACAUUCACAACUUGAUCUUGGUCUCGGGUCCAGAGGGCUUCAUCAGUUAUAUGGCUGGUCCUAAGGUAUGGGCCCAAGGCACAGAGCUUCAAGGUCCCCUACGUGGAAUUAUCAAAGAAUUGAAUCCUAAGGGCUGGGCUGUUUGGAAGCUGUAA